Messenger RNA from Coprinopsis cinerea okayama7#130, 384 nucleotides. RefSeq lists its product as hypothetical. The transcript is spliced from 2 exons. The record is from RefSeq and is a predicted model, not a curated record. The coding region runs from base 1 to 384 and encodes 127 amino acids. NCBI's taxonomy places the organism in Eukaryota, Fungi, Basidiomycota, Agaricomycetes, Agaricales, Psathyrellaceae.
AUGACAUUGAAAUGGCUUUGGAGAGGUCGACCGUCGUCCAAUCCGAGACCGAAAUUUGCGAGGCCAUUGGAACCUCUCGGGCACUCGGCUCUGACAGCCUGCGGUCUGUUGGAGAACGAUGUUCCUGGUGGACUUAUCGACUACACGGCGGUUGUCGCAGAGGCGGCCGUACCAGAGAAUUAUACUCGCAUCUUCCCAACCUUGAAUGAACGCUAUGCAAACGAAACGGCCGCAUUCCCCGUAUUCGAAGCCAAACCCUCCGCGGCUCCCAUCCCUCUUGAGGGCCACCUCUCUCAUGUCAUCCUCCAACUUACCCCUGCGAAAAGCGUCUUAUUCCACGCCGCUCACAUAUUUGCGCACGCACAGCAAAUCCCACAUCCGUGA